Pogoniulus pusillus (Red-fronted tinkerbird) is the source of this 5940-nucleotide messenger RNA. It is a transcript of the gene JPH3, whose product is annotated as junctophilin 3. Gene Ontology annotation, biological process: regulation of synaptic plasticity. The record is from RefSeq and is a predicted model, not a curated record. NCBI's taxonomy places the organism in Eukaryota, Metazoa, Chordata, Aves, Piciformes, Lybiidae. The transcript has 5 exons. Gene Ontology annotation, cellular component: junctional membrane complex; endoplasmic reticulum membrane; plasma membrane. Bases 1247 to 3532 code for a protein of 761 amino acids.
AGCGGGAGGGCGGCGGAGGCAUCACCGCAUUGCUGCUGCUGCUGCUGCUGCUGCUGCCGCUGCCGGUGCCGCCGGUGCUGCCGGUGCUGAGCCUCCCGGCCGGCCCCGCCAUGCCACCGCACCCGCCGCCCCCCCCGGCCCCCCGCCCGAGCCAGCCCGGCCGGCCGGGGCAGCCCGAGCUGGAGGGCAGCGAGGAGGGGGCUCGGAGCUGAGCGACCCACCGCCCCUCCGGGCUGCGCCGGGCGGCUGCUCCGCUUCCGUUUCCUUCCUGCUCUUGGCGUUUGGCCUCUUUUUUUUCCUAGCUUUCCCCCCCUUUUUUUCUUUCGCUCUCUCUUUCUUUUCCUUUUUUUUCUUCAUUUUUCCCCUUCUGUUAUUUCUUCUCCCUUUCCCCUUCUUUCCCACCUUUUAUUUAUCUUUCCCCCCCCUCAUUUCCCCCUUUUAUUGCCUUCCUACCUCCCCCAUUCUUAAUUCUUCCCCCCCCCAUUUAUUUUCCCUUUCCCCUUUUAUUUCCCCUUUUCUUCCCCCCCUUCCCUUCCCAUCCCAUCCCUUUCCCUUUUAUUUCCUUCCCUCCUUUCUAUUUUCUCCUUUUUUUUUCUUUCAUUUUUCCUUUUACAUUUUUCACCUUUUAUUUUUUCCCCCCUCCCUUUUAUUUUCUCCUUUUAAUUUCCUCUCCUUUUAAUUCCCCUCUUUUUCACCUAUCUUUUUUUUUUCCUCUUUUUUUCUCCUUUUAUUUUUUUCUUCUCCUUUCCCACCCCCCCACCCCCCUCCUUCUCCCCCACCCCCGUUCCCUGCCUUGGAUGGUUUUUAGGUGGAGUCGUUUGCACCAAAACCCAAUAGCUGCUGCUGUUCUUGCUGCUAUUUUUUUUUUCCCCCUUUCUCCUUUUUUUUUUUUAUUUUUUUUUUUAAUGAUACUGUUUCCACAGCAGAGGAAGAGUGAACUGAGCCUCAACAUACUCCCAGAGAAUGAAUAAUCACAAGAAACUGGCUUAAAAGCAGCUCCCUGGAUCUGGUGCAUGAUUUCGAUUGAGUUUGAUUUGAUUUGAGAUUGAAUUUUUUUUUUUAGGGUUUUGGGUUUGGUUUUGUUUUUUUUUAUUUUAUUCUUUUCUUUCCUCCCCCUCCCCUCCCCCUCCCUCCCUCCCUCCCUCCCCCCCCCCCAAGUCAUCAUUCGUGUUUCAUUUUCUGCAUUUUUCUUCUUCUUCUCCUUUUUUUUUCACCUUUUGGGGGAUUUGCAAACCGAAUUACAUGCAUGUCCAGUGGGGGAAGGUUUAAUUUUGACGAUGGAGGGUCGUACUGUGGAGGCUGGGAGGACGGAAAGGCUCAUGGCCACGGAAUCUGUACCGGCCCGAAGGGUCAAGGUGAAUAUUCGGGCUCCUGGAGUCACGGCUUUGAGGUCUUGGGGGUCUACACUUGGCCCAGCGGCAACACUUACCAGGGCACCUGGGCGCAGGGCAAGCGCCAUGGCAUUGGCAUGGAGAGCAAAGGGAAGUGGGUGUACAAAGGAGAGUGGACCCAUGGAUUUAAGGGACGGUAUGGGGUCCGAGAGUGCACUGGAAACGGAGCCAAGUACGAAGGCACCUGGAGCAAUGGAUUACAGGAUGGCUACGGGACAGAGACCUACUCGGAUGGAGGGACAUACCAGGGCCAGUGGGUCGGAGGGAUGCGCCAGGGUUACGGCGUCCGGCAGAGCGUUCCCUACGGCAUGGCUGCGGUUAUCAGGUCACCCCUGAGGACGUCCAUCAACUCCCUGCGCAGCGAGCACACCAAUGGCACGGCGCUCCACCCCGACUCCUCGCCGGCGGUGGCCGGCAGCCCCGCGGUCUCCCGGGGUGGCUUCGUCCUCAUGGCCCACAGCGAUGCCGAGAUCCUCAAGAGCAAGAAGAAGGGCAUCUUCCGGCGGUCGCUGCUGAGCGGGCUCAAGCUCCGCAAGUCGGAGUCCAAGAGCUCCUUGGCCAGCCAGCGGAGCAAGCAAAGCUCUUUCCGGAGCGAAGCUGGGAUGAGCACGGUCAGCUCCACUGCCAGCGACAUCAACUCCACCAUCAGCUUGGGCGAGGGUGAAGCUGAGCUCUCCGUCAUCGAAGACGACAUCGACGCCACCACCACCGAGAUCUACGUGGGCGAGUGGAAGAACGACAAGAGGUCAGGCUUCGGGGUGAGCCAGCGCUCGGACGGGCUGAAGUACGAAGGGGAAUGGGCCAACAACAAGCGCCACGGCUACGGCUGCAUGACCUUCCCCGAUGGCACCAAGGAGGAGGGCAAGUACAAGCAGAACAUCCUGGUCAGCGGCAAGAGGAAGAACCUCAUCCCGCUGCGGGCCAGCAAGAUCCGUGAGAAGGUGGACCGAGCCGUCGAGGCUGCCGAGCGCGCGGCCACCAUCGCCAAGCAGAAAGCGGAGAUCGCGGCCUCCAGGACCUCUCACUCCAGGGCCAAGGCGGAGGCGGCUGUGACGGCGGCGCAGAAAGCCCAGGAGGAAGCGCGGAUCGCCAGGAUCACUGCCAAAGAGUUUUCGCCUUCCUUCCAGCACAGGGAGAACGGGCUGGAAUGCCAGCGACCGAAGCGCCAGAACUCGAGCGAUGACAUUGAGGUCCUCUCCACCGGGACACCUCUCCAACAAGAGAGCCCCGAGCUGUACCGCAAGGGGACCACCCCGUCCGACCUGACUCCCGACGACAGCCCGCUGCAGAGCUUCCCUGCCAGUCCCUCCUCCACCCCACCCCUGGGCCCUUCCUGCAGGAACAAGAGCGCUCACUUCUCCAGGCAGGUCUCGGUGGACGAAGAGAGGGGUGGGGAGAUCCAGAUGUUGCUUGAGGGACGUGGCGGGGACUACUUGCGACCCAACAGCUGGAGCGAAGAGAAGGUGGGCGGGACGCGCAGCGUGAGAAGUGGGACCCUGCGCAGCAGUCAGCUGGGGCCAGCCUCUGUCCCUGAAGACUACAGAGGGCGGAGCGGGGGACACAAACAUUCGGCCUCCAACCACAAGCAAAGAGAGAGGUGGACAGAUUCCCCAGCCACAGUUUCAUGGACUUCCCACCACAGAUCCCAUAACCACAGCUCAGGGAGCUCCAAGCUACUUGAGCUGGAUGAGGAGAAGAUGAGCAAUUACGAGAUGGAGAUGAAGCCCCUCAUGAGGAUGGAUUCUUAUAUGCAAGAGAUUCACACCCAAAAAAGACACUAUAGCAAAGGGGGACCCUGCAGGAGCAUGUCUGAUGACCACCGUGGGGAAGAUCGGGGCUUUGGGGUUCAGAGACUAAGGUCUAAGUCCCAGAACAAAGAGAAUUUCAGGCCAGCUUCCUCUGCCGAGCCCACGGUGCAGAAACUGGAAAACCUGAGAUUCGGGGACAAAGCUGAACCUCGGCUACUAAGGUGGGACUUAACCUUCUCCCCACCACAGAAAUCUUUACCUGUUGCACUAGAAUCUGAAGAGGACAAUGGGGAUGCGCUCAAAUCCAGUACGGGCUCAGCUCCCAUCUUGGUAGUCAUGGUGAUCUUACUAAACAUUGGAGUCGCCAUUUUGUUUAUUAACUUUUUCAUCUAACUCAAGAACUGUCUUGUUUGCAAAAAUAACAGUUACAUGUAUGAAUGGGGAGGGGGGGGGAGGGGGGGGAAGGGAAAAGAACCCAACACAACAAAACGAAACCAAACAACAAACACACAAAGAACAAAACAAACAAAUGGAGGAGAGGAGGGGAAAAAAAAAAAAAAGAAAAAGAAAAAAAGAGAAAAAGGAAAACAAACAAAAAAAAAAAAAAGAAAAAGGGGGAGAAAAUAAAUCCUAACUUGAACUGUCCUAGGACAAUUUCCAAGUCUUUUCACAGAAGAACAACAAAUGAUUGAGUCUCACUCACAGUUUGCCUUUUUUUCCUGGGUAAUGUUUUUUGGAUUUUAGCCAAAAUUCUUUGCUUGUAUAACACUAUGCUGUGUGGCAUGGCAAAAAAAAAACAAAACAAAACAAAAAACAACAAAUGCUAUCGACACUCUGCCCCCCCCCCCUCCCCCAACACUGGAAAGGAUGAGAAGGAAUCCCAACCAAAUAAAAACUUCCUUUCUCCUUCCCCUUGCCCCUUCCUUUCACCCCUCUCCCUCCCACAAAAAAAAAUAAACAACCCAACAAGAACAACAAAAAAAAUAUUUGUUAACAAUAGGAAUGAACCCCAAAAAUGGAGACUGGAUGAGGGGACCACGGGGAGAGUUUGUCUGAUGUAUGUAUGUACAGGUCCUGGGAUGCUCCAGCCUGAGUUUCCCAGGAGAACCCACAACAGCUUUAAUGAUAUUAUGGGAGAGGAAAAGCAGACUCAGGCUUUUCUUCCCUCUCCUUUUGCAGACAGAGGAAUGUUGCUGUAAGAAGGAGGAGAGAAGGAGCGUGGGGAAGGCAUGAACCCUGUCUAGAUGGGAAAGACAGGAGAAGGGCAUUGGGCCCUGGUUUGUUAUUUGAUCCUAAGACAAAGCAGCAAUUGGUGUUUGGUUAAAUUUCUUGGGGGGGGGGGAGGGAUAGGGAACACAAGGUGUGAGCAGCAACCCCACCACCCUCCUGCCUCCAACCCUCCUCCCCAGGCUGCUCCCUGCCAUGGCAAGACUGGAAAACUACCCAGUGCUACUUGAAAUUCACAGCCAGUUUCUCUUGGGUUAAAAUAUGUACCCAGAUUCUCCCCCCCCUAAAAAACAACAACUUGCAGGCACCUUCAGCAGCACAAAUUGAGCAGCUGCUGGUCAUUGUGCCACGCUCACCAACACAUAAAGAGUAUUCCAUCCCAAUUUCUCUUGGGUACAUACCCUUGGGUACAUACCCAGAUCCUCCACCCCUAAAACCCAACAAUUGCAGGCACCUUCAGCAGCACAAAUUGAGCAGCUGCUGGUCAUUGUGCCACGCUCACCAACACAUAAGGAAUAUCCCAUCCCAAACCUCUGCAUCCAUAGAGAUGUCAGGGAGCAGGCUAUUGGGGAGGAACUGGGGAGAGAGAGUUCGAUUCUGAUCCAGCAAACCAAAACCAUUUCUCAAAGGCACCUGGGGAGGAGCACUGGAGCAUGUCCCAGAGAGAGGAGGGAGAGGGUGGUGGGUUUGUCUCUUACAUCUUGCCGUGGACUGUUUCAGACAUCAUGCUUGGGCUCUGAGCAUGUAGUAUUUUGCACUUUGUAAUGCAGGAUGUAUAUUCCAGCUUCCAACAUGUCCCUGUAAAGAAAAAGAAAAACAAAAAAAGAGAAAAAAAAGAAAAAAAAAAGGGAAAAAAAAAAGAAAAAAAACCAAACCAAACCAACAAACCAGAAACCCAUCAUUGGCAAUGGCAGCCUCUAAGGAUGUAUUCUUUUCUUUUUCUAUGUUACUUAAUUUGUUGGUUUCUACCAUCUUUGUAAUAUGCCUGCCUUGAUUUUUCUCCCCUCCCCUGUCCCCACUGAUAAGAUGCAUACUCAUUAAAGAUGCCGUAUCCCUGUUCUGAGCUGUCAUGGUCCCGAUCCCAAGGGUGUGUGGUCUUAGCUCAAGUGCUUGGGAAUGGCUCUGAUGUCCCCCUUGCUGCUCAAAAGGUUUCCUCCCCUGCCCGCGUCGUCUUGCCCCGCCGUGGAGAUUGGCGUUUGCCGCUGAUCCGCCGCCACCACCAGGUACGGUGCAAAGGGUUUGUUAGGGAUUUGGUACAUCCAGGGACCAAAUCCCACCCCCAGUUCUACCCACUGCAGCUCUGUUCUCCAGGAGAAGGGGUGCUAGUGUGGCAGCAACCCGAGGGUGGGAUGAAACCCACACACAGAUAUAUUUUGGGGUGGGAAAGGAGGGGAGGGGGGAAUAUCUCCCUCACCAUUUCACAUACAGAGUUGUUGGGUACAGCCCUGACUUGUGGACUCAGCUUUGCUUUGCUUCUGUUUUAGCUGUUUCUCUGCUACCUUUUCAGCAGAUUUCUUAUUACACUGCACUGGAUUGCUAUAUUUUUAACCAGAAAUAAACUAAGGAUUAGAGCA